AUGGGGAGUCUACCACCCCCCGACCUCCCCAAACCCUGGGUCUCGACACCUCUGAUUGAGUCCGCCGCUCUCUCCAAAGCGGCAGGAUGCCGCAUCUUCCUCAAACUCGAAAACCUCCAGCCCGCCGCCUCCUUCAAGUCCCGCGGCAUCGGCAACCUCAUCCGCCGCACCCUCCUCACGCACCCGACCCCCCACCUCACGCACUUCUACUCCUCCAGCGGCGGCAACGCCGGUCUCGCCUGCGCGACGGCCGCCCACGCCCUCGGCCGCCCCGCCACGGUCGUCGUUCCCGUGACGACGAAGCCGCUGAUGGUCGCGAAGAUCAGGAAUGCCGGGGCGACGGACGUGGUACAGACGGGCGCCAGCUGGGCGGAAGCCGAUGCGUAUUUGAGGGAAGAGUUGCUGGGGAAGGAUAGGAAUGGGGUGUAUGUGCCGCCGUUUGACCAUGAGGAUGUGUGGGAUGGUGCUGCUACGAUAGUGGAGGAGUUGGAAGAGAAGCCGGAUGCGGUGGUCUGCUCUGUUGGUGGUGGAGGGCUGUUUUGCGGCGUGAUGCGGGGACUGGAGAGGCGGGGUUGGGGGGAUAUGAAGGUCUUGGCUUUGGAGACCAGAGGGGCCGAGAGUCUGCACAAGAGUUUGGAAAAGGGAGAGCUGGUCAGGUUGGAAAAGAUUACGAGUAUUUGUACCAGUCUUGGAGCGACGCGGGUUGGGGAGAAGACGUUUGAGUACGGGCAGAGGAAGAGUGUGAGGAGCGUGGUGCUUGAGGAUCGAGAAGCGGUGAUGGGAUGUUGGCGACUGGCAGACGAUGAGAGGUUGCUUGUCGAACCGGCUUGUGGGGUCAACGUGGCGCUGUGCUACGAUGGCCGAUUGAAGAAGUUGUUGCCGGAGCUCACGGCCGAGAGUAAGAUUGUGGUUGUUGUGUGUGGGGGUGCUGCUGUCACGCUCGAGAUGCUGAUGGAAUGGAGGGAGAGGUUUGGGCUCAUGGAGGGAGAGACGACAAAGGAUAAGGAGGUCCCGAGCACUGUGGCGACAAAUGGUCAUAACAAAUGA
Letharia lupina is the source of this 1047-nucleotide messenger RNA. RefSeq lists its product as uncharacterized. Gene Ontology annotation, biological process: L-serine catabolic process; L-threonine catabolic process. The coding region runs from base 1 to 1047 and encodes 348 amino acids. Gene Ontology annotation, molecular function: threonine deaminase activity; L-serine ammonia-lyase activity. The transcript is spliced from 2 exons. Lineage: Eukaryota; Fungi; Ascomycota; Lecanoromycetes; Lecanorales; Parmeliaceae. The record is from RefSeq and is a predicted model, not a curated record.